CAGCUGCUCCUGGGGGUGUGGGGCUAGGUUGAGAGGAUCACUAGGCUCUUCCCCUGCCCCUUUCACCCCACAGAAAGUUGCUUUGUGCUGUUCACCCAUCCCAGAUUUCUCAGAUACACGAGGCUCCUCCCUCUGCUCAGCAAAGCCAAGAUCUCCCUCGGAUCUCUUUAUUUCCAUUUCAGUUCCGAUUCAAUUCUUCUGAUUUUCUCUCGGGAGAACAGGGCAGUGAAAGAGCAUCUUUGAAGCUGCCUGCUGAGUCAGACCAUUGGUCCACCUAGCUCAGUAUUGUCUGCACUGACUGGCAGCAGUUCUCCAGGUUUGCAGGCAGGGAUCUUUUUUUCUGGCUGAAGCUAAGGCUUGAAGAUGGGGCUUCUUGCAUGCAGAAAACUCUUGAAGGGGAGGAAUAAAGUAGAGGGAGAAGAUCCACAAGGUGGAAUUUCCAAGGAGGUCACAGACCUCCAUCCCUUGGAAGGGUCUCUGUUGGAGGCUGCUUUGGAGCAGAUUAAAGAUGGAAAAGGAAGACAUGGCUGGCUAUAAAGCAGGAAAAGGCCCUGAGGCUAUCCUGCCUGGGAGCACUGGGGAAUUCUGGGAAAAUACUGAGCAGAAGAUCCAGGAAGAGGACACCAGCAGCUCAGAUGCACAGUGCCAACGCUUCAGGCAGUUCUGCUACCAGGAGACUGAGGGGCCCCGAGAGGUUUGCAGCCAACUCCACCACCUUUGCCGUCAGUGGCUGAAGCCAGAGACACACACGAAAGCUCAGAUGCUGGACCUGGUGAUCCUGGAGCAGUUUCUGACCAUCCUGCCCCUUGAGAUAGAGAGCUGGGUCAGAGAAUGCGGAGCGGAGACCAGUUCCCAGGCGGUGGCCCUGGCAGAAGGUUUCCUCCUGAGCCAGGCAGAGGACAGGAAGCAGGAAGAUCUGCAGAAGCAAGUACUGUUGUCAGAAGCUGUCCCUGGUUUCCACGAGGCAGAGAAGACUCCACCGGACGCUGGGCAGAGGCUGUUGUCUAAGGGGAUCUCACAGGAGGGGGGCAGAAGUGCCACCUUGCUGGGAGCUGGCAUGACUCUGCCUCUGCAUUCUCAGCCAUCUCUUCCUUCGGGUGGAGUGGAAGGCGCUUCAGGAUGGCCAGACCAGGGCCAGGUGACCUUUGAGGAUGUGGCUGUGGAUUUCACAGAGGAGGAGUGGGCUCUGCUGGAUUGUGGCCAAAAGACUCUGCACAGGGAAGUCGUGGAAGAGAAUGCCUGGAAUGUGGCCUCUCUGGGUGACAGUUGGGGGAGGAAGAAGGAGGAAAAACCCAGCAGAGGAUAUUUGGGAGGUGCCAGAUGGAAAAAGAGGGAAGAAGAGAGAAAGGGAACUGAAGCAAAAUGGGGGGACAAGAUUGGACCAUCUGCUUCUCAGCACAGUGAUGUCCAUAAAAAUGGAAUGCAAAAAACAAUGCAGAAAGAAAGAGAAAGAAGCCUGUGGCCCCCGAGUAGUAAAAGAUUCAGUUCUGAACCAGGCUUUAAAUGUCAGGGAGAAAUGCACACAGAAAAGAGAUCAUAUAAAUGGUUGGUGUGUGCAAAGAGCUCCAGGAACAAUGGAAAGCUUGCUGUGCAUCAUAGAACCUUCACAGGAGAGAAACCAUAUAAAUGCUUGGAGUGUGGAAAGAGCUUCAGCAAUAGGGGAAUGCUUACUAGGCAUCAAAGAACACACACAGGAGAGAAACCAUAUAAAUGUUUGGUGUGUGGAAAGAGCUUCAGGCAGAAGGGAAUACUUACUGUGCAUCAAAGAACCCACACAGGAGAGAAACCAUAUAAAUGUUUGGAGUGUGGAAAGAGCUUCACUGAGAAUGGAAAGCUUACUAGGCAUGAAAAAACCCACACACGAGAGAAACCAUAUAAAUGUUUGGAGUGUGGAAAGAGCUUCAGUGAUAAGGGAAUGCUUACUAGGCAUCAAAAAACACACACAGGAGAGAAACCGUAUACAUGCCUGGAGUGUGGAAAGAGUUUCAAGCAGAAGGGAAAUCUUAUUGUACAUCAAAGUAUCCACACAGGAGAGAAACCAUAUGAAUGCUUGGAGUGUGGAAAGAGCUUCAGGCAGAAGGGAAACCUUACUGUGCACCAAAGAAACCACACAGGAAAGAAACCAUAUAAAUGCUUGGAGUGUGGAAAGAUCUUCAGGCAGAAGACAGUGCUUACUUGGCAUCAAAGAACCCACACAGGAGAGAAACCAUAUAAAUGCUUGAAGUGUGGAAAAAGCUUCAGCUGGAAUGGAAACCUUACUAGACAUAAAAUAACCCACGCAGGAGAGAACCCAUAUAAAUGCUUGGAGUGUGGAAAGAGCUUCAGGCAGAAGGAAAAUCUUACUGUGCACCAAAGAAACCACACAGGAAAUAAACCAUAUAAAUGCUUGGAGUGUGGAAAAAGCUUCAGCUGGAAUGGAAAUCUUACUAGACAUAAAAGAACCCAUGCAGGAGAGAAACCAUAUACAUGCUUGGAGUGUGGAAAGAACUUCAGCUGGAAUGGAAAUCUUACUAGACAUAAAAGAACCCAUGCAGGAGAGAAACCAUAUACAUGCUUGGAGUGUGGAAAGAGCUUCAGUCAGAAGGGAGUGCUUACUAGACAUAAAAUAACCCACGCAGGAGAGAAACCAUAUACAUGCUUGGAGUGUGGAAAGAGCUUCAGUCAGAAGGGAGUGCUUACUAAGCAUCAAAGAAUGCACACAGAAGAGAAACCAUAUAAAUGCUUGGAGUGUGGAAAGAGCUUCAGCAAGAAUGGAACACUUACUGUGCAUCAAAGAACCCACCUGGGGAGAAACCAUAUAAAUGCUUAGAGUGUGGAAAGUGCUUCAGGCAGAGAAGGGAAUGCUUACUAGGUAUCAAAGAACCCACACAGGGAGAAACCAUAUAAAUGUACUGAGUGUGGAAAGAACUUAAGUAAGAUGGAAAGCCUCACUUCGCUUCAAAGAAACCCACACUGAGGUGAAACCAUAUGAAUGUACUUUAUAAAUAAAAUGUAUAAUUUUAUUUUGGUGAAUCCUAUUUGGGCCAACUAUAUAUAAAAAUGCUGUUCUCCUCCUUUUCCCUGCCAAUAUUAGUUGUCUACCCUGGAAAGAGUUAUUGUUUUUGUGUUUUGUAUUGUUUAUCUGUCUAUCUACUUAAUCAUUCAUUCAUUCAUUCAUUCAAUUCAUUCAUUACCCCCUCCCUUCCCUUUCCUCCCUCUCUCUUUUUCUUUAGGUUAAUCUACAAGUCAUAUCUCUCUCUCAUCCCCAUAUCCCUCUCCUAGUAGUGGCCACAACAGCACAACUACUGUCCUGAAAAAUAUGAGAGGGCAAUAUACUUGAUCAUCUGGAUAGUAUAUAAAUUAGAUACAUGCCUCUUCUCUUUACCUGAACACACUUACAACUUUACAAUCCUAAACGGGGGUGUGUGGGGGGGAAAUUACUCAGCUAUAUACAGUAGGUUAGUAAAAUGCUCUUUUGGGAACUUCACAGAAAUAGUCUUUUGAAUACUGUAUUUUUCGGACCAUAAGACGCACUCCCCCCCCCCAAAAGUGGGGGGGAAAUGAGGGUGCGUCUUAUAGUCUGAAUGCUGUCCAGUAGGGGUGUGCACGGAACCGCAAACUGCGGUCCGGCACUGGGUGGAGGGGUACCUUUAAGAGCGGCGGGAGGGUUUACUUACCCCUCCCGCCGCUCUCUCGCUUGCCACCGUAAUUAUUUGAUUAAUUGGGGCGGCAGGACACCAGCCGCCCGCCCGCCCGGAUUAGGGGCUGAAUCGGCCCAAGCUACUGCCGCCGCCCGACCGCUCUCCCAGCUGCACGAGUCCUCACCACCUUCUUCAGCCCGCGUCAGUCGGGCCGAUCAGGGACCCGCAAUUGGAGAAGGAGAGAGGAGCUCGCAAACAGAGCUCCUCUCUCUGUAAAGCCUCGGACCGAACUGGCGCUUUGGGCGCAAAGAACAGCUGGGAGUUCCGAAGAGUGUCGGAACUAUUUGGUUCAGAAUAUUUUUUUCUUGUUUUCCUGCUCUAAAAACUGGGUGCGUCUUAUGGUCCGAAAAAUACGGUAAUUAUUUGAAAUCAAGGAAGGAAAGAAGAAAAUAGCUAUACACACUCCUAUAAUCCUACUUUAUGCAUAUCACAAUUGAUUCUUCUCAGUACUAUGCAUUGUUUACAUGUUGCAUGAUAAAAUGGACAACAAUCUAAGUUGCAACACUCUAGAAAUUUGGUCUAUAGUCAAAAUGGAGCCACCAAAGUAGGCAAAGGGUAAAUUAACCUUUGUAGAAUACCUGGGAUGAAAAGAUGCUCUUGGUUUUCCUCAGAAAGAAAGGUGAAAUGAGAUCUCGCCACCAAUCUUGUUCAUGUUUAAAUUGUUGAUUUGUCUGUUUGAUUAGGAAUGGCGGGGAGGGUUUAGUUAAUAAGAUCAGCUGGCUUGACAUUCACCUACAAGAAAUUACACAAGCCUUCCCUGAAUGGGAUAAUGAAAACAUUUAUGAUAAUGCACAAUGGUGGACGCUUUAAAAAUUAUCUCUAUUACAUUUACUCUUGGUGAAAGUGUAUGUUCAUUUGCGGAAGCCAGCUGAUUCUAUUUUUUAAUAUUCAAAACUGGUUAUUUAAUUGAACAAUACAGGGGGAAUUGAUGUAAUAAACAUGUGUCAUUUUUAUUUAUAAUAUAUUACCUGUCACUGUAUUAUGAAGGGAAAGACUGUAAUAAAGUUUUAGUAGUUGGUUUGUUUUUUAAAUUAAAUGUUGCAUCUUGCUGACA
Molecule: messenger RNA, 4734 nt
Organism: Hemicordylus capensis (graceful crag lizard)
Lineage: Eukaryota; Metazoa; Chordata; Lepidosauria; Squamata; Cordylidae
Product: zinc finger protein ZFP2-like
Exons: 6
Coding region: 509-2809 (766 amino acids)
Biological process (GO): negative regulation of transcription by RNA polymerase II
Molecular function (GO): DNA-binding transcription repressor activity, RNA polymerase II-specific
Source: RefSeq, a predicted model, not a curated record